Molecule: messenger RNA, 2444 nt
Organism: Pogoniulus pusillus (Red-fronted tinkerbird)
Lineage: Eukaryota; Metazoa; Chordata; Aves; Piciformes; Lybiidae
Gene: CDC23
Product: cell division cycle 23
Exons: 16
Coding region: 46-1800 (584 amino acids)
Biological process (GO): anaphase-promoting complex-dependent catabolic process; cell division; positive regulation of mitotic metaphase/anaphase transition
Cellular component (GO): anaphase-promoting complex
Molecular function (GO): protein binding
Source: RefSeq, a predicted model, not a curated record
GCUCAGUAUGCGGCGCUGUGGUUGGCUGGCAGGCGCGGCGGCGGGAUGGCGGCGGCGGCGGCGGGGCUGUCGGGCGGCGACUUCUCGGACCUGCGGGACAUCAAGAAGCAGCUGCUGAGUGUGGCGGAGCGGAGCCGCGAGCGCGGCCUGCAGCACAGCGGGAAGUGGGCCUCUGAGUUGGCCUUCGCCUUGGACCCGCUGCCGCUGAGCGAGCUGCCGCCACCCCCCGCGCUCACAGAGGAGGACGCUCGUGACCUGGAUGCCUAUACGUUAGCCAAGUCUUACUUUGAUUUGAAGGAAUAUGACAGGGCUGCCUAUUUUCUGCGGGGCUGCAAGAGUCAGAAGGCUUACUUCUUGUAUAUGUACUCCAGAUACCUGUCAGGGGAAAAGAAGAAGGAUGACGAGACAGUGGAUAGUUUGGGACCUCUGGAAAAAGGACAGGUGAAAAAUGAAGCUCUACGAGAAUUGAGAGUUGAGCUCAGCAAGAAACACAAGGCGAGGGAACUAGAUGGAUUUGGCCUUUAUCUGUAUGGUGUCGUGCUGCGAAAGCUGGACCUGGUGAAAGAAGCAAUUGAUGUGUUUGUCGAAGCUACCCAUGUCUUGCCUUUGCACUGGGGAGCCUGGCUAGAACUUUGCAACUUGAUUACAGAUAAAGAGAUGUUGAAGUUCCUGUCCUUGCCAGACACAUGGAUGAAAGAGUUCUUUCUUGCACACAUUUAUACAGAGCUGCAGCUGAUAGAGGAGGCUCUGCAGAAGUAUCAGAGUCUCAUUGAUGCAGGAUUUUCCAAAAGCACGUACAUCAUCUCUCAGAUUGCAGUUGCCUACCAUAAUAUCCGAGAUAUUGACAAAGCUUUAUCCAUCUUUAACGAGCUAAGGAAACAAGACCCCUACAGGGUAGAAAACAUGGACACUUUCUCCAACUUGCUGUAUGUAAGGAGCAUGAAGCCUGAGUUGAGCUACCUGGCUCACAAUCUCUGUGAGAUAGACAAGUAUCGUGUUGAGACCUGCUGUGUAAUUGGGAAUUAUUAUAGCUUGCGUUCCCAGCAUGAAAAAGCAGCGCUCUAUUUCCAGAGGGCUUUGAAACUGAAUCCUCGUUACCUGGGAGCCUGGACACUUAUGGGGCAUGAGUAUAUGGAAAUGAAGAACACAUCUGCAGCUAUCCAAGCUUAUAGGCAUGCAAUAGAAGUGAACAAAAGAGACUACAGAGCCUGGUAUGGCUUGGGGCAAACCUAUGAAAUCCUCAAGAUGCCAUUUUACUGUCUCUAUUACUACCGACGGGCUCACCAGCUCAGGCCAAACGAUUCUCGAAUGCUGGUUGCUCUAGGAGAGUGCUAUGAGAAACUCAAUCAGUUGGUGGAAGCUAAAAAGUGCUACUGGAGAGCUUAUGCUGUGGGAGAUGUGGAGAAAAUGGCACUGGUGAAGCUAGCAAAGCUGCACGAACAGUUGAAUGAAUCUGAACAGGCAGCUCAGUGCUAUAUCAAAUACAUCCAGGAUAUUUAUUCCUGUGGGGAGAUAGUAGAGCAUCUGGAGGUCAGCACUGCCUUCCGUUACCUGGCCCAAUACUACUUCAAGUGUAAGCUCUGGGAUGAAGCCUCAGCGUGUGCUCAGAAAUGCUGUGCUUUCAAUGAUACUAGAGAAGAAGGAAAGGCCUUGCUGCGGCAGAUCUUACAGCUUCGCAACCAAGGAGAAACAUCAUCCACAGAUAUUGCUGCUCCCUUCUUCCUCCCGGUGUCAUUGUCGGCCAACAACACUCCGACACGUCGCGUCUCCCCACUCAAUUUGUCUUCUGUAACACCAUGAACAGUGCCAGUACUUCUGACCUCUGCAUUGGACGUGACAUUGCAGAGAGGGCUUGUAACCACUUAUUUCUUCCCAGUGAAAUGUCUACACUGAUUUCUACCUUCCUGUGAAGGGAAGGGGUUACUAGAGCCCACAGCUGAAGACAGAUGAGCACCAGCAAGCAAAGAUGGCGCCAAUGUGAAAGUGUCUAUACUGAGACAUGAGAAACCACAGAGCUUCUCACCAAGUCAUCCCAGUCAGAGGGCAAACAUGUUCCAGUAGACAGGACUGCUCCUGCCGGAGGGAGAGGAGAGAGCUUAUCUGCUUGAGUUCAAAUGUAUUCAAAGUCUGAUUCUGCCUUGUUACCUCUGGUCUUCACUGAACUCAUUUGGAUGACCUCUUAGUGAUAUCCUUUCUGUCUGCACCAGAAAUUGGCUAUUUAAGGACUUUGGUUUGUCUUGAACUACACAGAUGUUCCACUAAAGCAGUAGAUACAGGCACUUAAAUGUGCUGUGUCUCUGUGGAAGGACGGAGAAGUAUCAGAGGAAUUCCAAGUAGCCAAAGCUCACAGCUGUUUGCCAUUCUGUCUGUGCAUCUGACAGUUACUUGGCUUUCAGUGAAAAAGCAGACAGUGUGAUAGCACAAUUAAAAAACCUAAUGGUUAA